Vitis vinifera (wine grape) is the source of this 2346-nucleotide messenger RNA. Its product is annotated as receptor-like protein EIX2. Lineage: Eukaryota; Viridiplantae; Streptophyta; Magnoliopsida; Vitales; Vitaceae. The record is from RefSeq and is a predicted model, not a curated record. Gene Ontology annotation, molecular function: protein binding. The coding region runs from base 1 to 2346 and encodes 781 amino acids. The transcript has a single exon.
AUGGCGACCAGGAAAACCUUCAUCCUAUUUCUUGUCCUUCUUUUGCUUCCUUUAUUUCUCGAAUUUUUCUUACUUGAAGCCCUUGUGAUCAAUUCCACUGAUGGUGAUAGGGACGUGGUUUGCAUUGAGAUGGAGCAGAAAGCCCUUCUUAAAUUCAAAGGUGGUCUGGAAGAUCCUUCAGGUCGGCUUUCUUCUUGGGUUGGUGGAGAUUGUUGCAAAUGGCGAGGCGUGGAUUGCAAUAAUGAGACAGGACAUGUUAUAAAGCUAGACCUCAAAAACCCUUAUCAAUCCGAUGAAGCAGCAUUUCCCUUGUCUCGUUUAAUUGGCCAGAUAAGUGAUUCCUUGCUUGAUUUGAAAUAUUUGAAUUACCUGGAUUUGUCUAAAAAUGAAUUGAGCGGCCUGAUCCCUGAUUCAAUAGGAAACCUUGACCACUUAAGAUAUCUUGAUCUUAGGGACAACUCAAUCUCGGGUUCAAUUCCAGCAUCCAUUGGAAGGCUGUUGUUGUUGGAGGAAUUGGACCUCUCUCACAACGGAAUGAAUGGGACCAUCCCAGAAAGUAUAGGACAACUGAAAGAGCUCCUUAGCUUAACACUUGAUUGGAAUCCUUGGAAGGGGAGGGUAUCCGAAAUUCACUUCAUGGGUCUUAUAAAACUGGAAUAUUUCUCCUCAUACUUAUCACCGGCUACAAACAACUCUCUGGUUUUCGAUAUUACAAGUGACUGGAUUCCUCCUUUCAGUCUCAAGGUUAUCAGAAUGGGCAACUGCAUACUGUCUCAAACAUUCCCUUCCUGGCUCGGAACUCAGAAGGAACUUUACCGAAUAAUCCUCCGUAAUGUUGGGAUUUCAGACACUAUACCAGAAUGGCUUUGGAAGUUGUCUCCACAGCUUGGGUGGUUAGAUCUUUCCAGGAACCAAUUGAGGGGAAAACCUCCCAGUCCCUUAUCCUUCAACACAUCGCAUGGAUGGAGUAUGGCAGAUUUAAGUUUCAACCGCUUAGAGGGUCCACUCCCACUUUGGUAUAAUUUGACGUAUCUUGUUUUGGGGAACAAUUUAUUUUCAGGUCCAGUUCCCUCCAAUAUUGGGGAAUUAUCAAGUUUGAGAGUCCUGGUUGUUUCGGGGAACUUGUUGAAUGGGACCAUCCCAUCAUCAUUAACUAACCUGAAGAAUUUGAGGAUUAUUGAUCUCUCAAAUAACCAUUUAUCUGGAAAGAUUCCCAAUCAUUGGAAUGAUAUGGAAAUGCUUGGCAUCAUUGAUCUAUCCAAGAACAGACUGUAUGGCGAGAUUCCAAGUUCCAUAUGUUCAAUCCAUGUAAUUUACUUUUUGAAACUGGGCGACAACAAUCUUUCUGGGGAACUCUCUCCAAGCUUACAAAACUGCAGUCUGUACUCCCUUGAUCUUGGAAAUAACAGGUUUUCAGGUGAGAUACCCAAAUGGAUCGGAGAAAGAAUGUCAUCACUGAAGCAGCUACGCCUACGAGGCAACAUGCUGACCGGAAAUAUUCCUGAACAACUAUGUGGGCUUUCUGAUCUCCGCAUUUUGGACCUUGCACUAAAUAAUCUAUCAGGAUCCAUCCCUCCAUGCUUAGGCCAUUUGAGUGCUAUGAAUCAUGUGACCUUAUUAGGUCCUUCUCCAGAUUACCUAUAUACUGAUUAUUAUUACUACAGGGAGGGAAUGGAGCUAGUUCUGAAGGGAAAAGAAAUGGAAUUUGAGAGGAUACUUUCAAUUGUGAAGUUGAUAGACCUUUCUAGGAAUAACUUAUCGGGAGUGAUUCCACAUGGGAUUGCAAAUCUCUCAACCUUGGGUACCUUGAAUUUGUCCUGGAACCAAUUGACUGGAAAGGUACCCGAGGACAUUGGAGCCAUGCAAGGGUUAGAAACUCUGGACUUCUCGAGCAACCGCCUUUCAGGCCCAAUUCCUCUGAGCAUGGCUUCUAUAACCUCAUUGAGCCAUUUGAACUUGUCGCAUAACCUCCUGUCAGGACCCAUUCCAACAACCAACCAGUUCCCUACAUUCGAUGAUCCAUCCAUGUAUGAGGGUAACCUGGGACUUUGUGGGCUUCCAUUGUCAACCCAGUGCUCCACUCCUAAUGAAGAUCACAAAGAUGAGGAAGAUGAGAAGGAAGAUCAUGACGAUGGGUGGGAAACAUUAUGGUUCUUCACAAGCAUGGGAUUGGGCUUCCCGGUGGGAUUUUGGGCUGUAUGUGGCACUUUGGCUCUAAAAAAGUCUUGGAGGCAUGCUUAUUUUCGGUUUGUUGGUGAAGCAAAAGAUAGGAUGUAUGUCUUUAUUGCAGUGAAUGUGGCUCGUUUCCAAAGGAAGAUGAAAAGAAAUGGUGGAGCUCAUGGUUGA